Messenger RNA from Alligator mississippiensis (American alligator), 2512 nucleotides. RefSeq lists its product as uncharacterized. Bases 190 to 1173 code for a protein of 327 amino acids. The record is from RefSeq and is a predicted model, not a curated record. The transcript is spliced from 6 exons. NCBI's taxonomy places the organism in Eukaryota, Metazoa, Chordata, Crocodylia, Alligatoridae.
GCUUGCCUGGCCCCAAACCUGAGGCCCUGCCUGCUCAGGGGAUCACCAUCCUGGAGGCAGGCCCAGGGCUUGAACUCAGGGAGCCUGGGCUGCAGGCAACAAAAUGAUCAAGGGCUUGGAAGGCGAGGCAUAGGAGGAUCGGCCAAAGGAGCUGGGCACGGUCAGCUUGCGGAAAAGGCCCGUGGCUCCAUGGCUCCCUCCGUGGCAGAGAGACCCAAGUCUCCGGCAGUCCCGGUGGCAUGCGGCCAGCUGCAAUGGGGGCUAGGCUCCGUCGCCCCCGCCCUGCUCGCGAUUCUGCUGCUCCUUCUCUGCUUGCCCUUUAAGAGGAAAAAUCGCCAUUUUUCCACGCAGUCUGUCAAGAUGAGGAUUGAGUCCUCCACGCUCAUCAGCAUGAAGAAGCUGCCGUCCAACAGGAACCUUGGAGGGAAGCCGCGGCAAGCUGCAGCACUGGCACCGGCAGGAGGCUCCCAGCCCGGGGACCCAGGACCACGCGCCAAGAUGCAGACCAACGGCUUCGCUGCCAGUGCCCACCGUCAGCCAGGAGAUUGCAGGCCCCUGGUUGCGAGCCCUCGAGCGGAGAGGGAAUGUGACAUAGUGGCUCUUACUGGCCAGAGACCUGGACCCGAAGCAGCAGGGAGGCCAAACCCAGCAGCCGCAGAGUCUCCGCAGUGCCAGGAGCUCCCCUGGGCUCCCAGGGAUGUGCCAGGAGCCCUCGCGGAUGCCCGCCAGGAUGCAGAUGGCCCGAUCUAUGAGAGCAUCACCGAGAAGGACGUUUGCUCCUGGCUGGGGGCGCUGCACGGAGCAGGAGAGGCGGCAGGGGCUCACCCAGGUCCAGCGGCUGCUAUGGGUCUCUCCUCUCAGGCCAGCAAGGGGGCUGAGGGGCCAGCAGCAAGGGCAUCGCAAUGCAACAGCACGCUAGAGCAGGCCUUCUUGCCCCCCCAGCCCGGCUACAGCCUCAAGAGGCCACCUCUGCAGGUGCAGGAGCUCGUUGGCGAAGAGAGCCCUGCCAGCGAGCCCUUGCACGUCACAGGCAAGGAGCUGCAAGCCAUGUACGCGCGUGUGUGCAAGAAGCCCCGGGAGCGCUGCCUUGUGCUGACGGCUGCCCCUGCUACUGCCCCGGAGCCAGAGGAUGAGCCCCCGCCUCUCCCAGAGAAGCGCUUCGACCUCCUCUGAGCGGCCGCCAGCCCAGCUCCGUCCGAGGUGCAGACAGCAAAGUGCCACGGUCACGGCCCAGCUGGGCCCACAAGCAGCACCCCCGUCCCAGGGGGCUCCAGCUGCAGGGGAAGGGUCCCGCCAGAGCAGCGCUCCCCAGCCCUGCGUGACCGUCGAAGCUGAGCGUCCUGACCUUCCUGGAGGGAAGCCGUGAAGCCUCGCCUGGCACCAGCACCCCUCCCAGCUCCAGUCCCGACCCCCGGAGCGAUACCUGGGGGCACAGGGACAUUAUUAGCUCCUGCCCAGCAUGGGCAGCUCCAUCAGAGCCUCUGCGGCAGCCGGAGAAGGAGCUGAUAGCAAACGCCUUGGACCGCGGAGCACCACCUGACGGCGGGGUGGGGAGGAGGUGGAUUAGGGAUUACAGGGAGUUUAGGGGAGCGAUGGACGGCUGCCAGCAGCCUCCUGAGACCAGCUAGGACGCGGCCCGUGCCCUCUCAGAGCUGCUGUGCCGCAGCGGGGGCCAGACGGGGUUGUCCCCCUGCCCCGACGAGGCCAGAGAGGUGCCGGCGCCGAGCACUGGCUGCAGCAGAUCGAAAGCAACUGAGAUACACGUGAGGCAGGCGAGUGAAUGAGUGGGGGGAGAGGGACCCUCCCCAGCCAGGAGCAUCGGGGUCAGAUGUGAGGAGCAGGCCUUAGGAGCCCUAGACAGAUGAUGGUGCUCAUCAUCGUUCGCCCUGAUGAGGGUUCACCGGUCCCGAGGGCAGCGUUGGAAACAGCAGGGCAGAGCGGUGUUUUGGGGGGUCUCUCUGUCUCUGGCGCUGGCUGUGAGCAGUCCUGCUGUGAUCUGGACCUUACUAUCUCCCGCUGCAGUCGUGAGAGCCUCGUGCCGCUCGAGCUCAGGCUCAGCCUGGGUCUUCUCGCCCCUACCCUGACUUCAGUGUGGCUCGUUUAGCUGGCUUUGCAUGCCCAGAGCAUCCGAGUGGGUGCUGUCUCCUCUCCUACCACGCAGCCAGGGUGAGGGUGGGUAGAAGCCACGCUGGCCUUCAGAAAAGCCCGUCGCAGAGAAGCAGCUGGGGAGUUUUGCCCCGUUUUAACUGUCCUGAAAGCAAUCCCCAGAGCAGCGCCCGCGUUCACGUUGUAAGAAAGGAGCAGCAGCCGCGGCGUCCUGACUCCCAGCCAGGAGGAGGACGGGCAAAUCGUGUUGGGCCUGGGAGCUGAAAGCCUGCAAGAAGUUCCCCUCCGUCAGCUCAGCUGCCGACAGGAGCAGGGUGAGAUGCCGCUGUUGCUGUGAAAUCUGAAUGCAUCUGCUUUGUAUUAGAAGUGCUUCUGGAGGGAUAAUAAAAGACUGCAACAAAAGUCA